This is a messenger RNA of Microtus ochrogaster (prairie vole), 2863 nucleotides long. RefSeq lists its product as uncharacterized. Gene Ontology annotation, biological process: regulation of transcription by RNA polymerase II. Lineage: Eukaryota; Metazoa; Chordata; Mammalia; Rodentia; Cricetidae. Gene Ontology annotation, molecular function: DNA-binding transcription factor activity; RNA polymerase II cis-regulatory region sequence-specific DNA binding. The record is from RefSeq and is a predicted model, not a curated record.
ACUGCUGGGAUAUGUAGUCGCCGCGGCUGUGACACCAUGUAGUCCAGGAAAUCCCGAUCCGGCUUUUGGUCCGUAAAAUUGUGUCUUCCCCAGAAUUGGGCGAGAGUCCUGCCUGCCUGCUGUGUAUUCCUGUUGCGUCUCUGACACGGAGGAAAUGCUGUCCUUCUCUGAUGUGGCCAUCGAGUUCUCUCCAGAAGAGAGGGAAUGUCUGGAGCCUGCUCAAUGGAAUCUGUACAGGGAUGUGAUGUUGGAGAAUUACAGCCACCUUGAGUUCCUGGGUCUUGCUGUCAGUAAGCCACACUUGGUGACAUUUCUGGAGCAAAGACAAGAGCCUUCAGAUGGGAAGAGACAAGCAGCAGCCACCGUGCACCCAGGAACAAAACCCAAUGAUCACAGCAGUUACAACAAGGCCAUUGAUUGUAACUCACUACAGAUUCAAUGUCAGAGAAUUCAUACAAAGGAGAAACCCUUCAAGUGUGAAAAAUGUGGUAAGGGCCUUAGUUCUUCUAAAGCACUUUCCAUACACCAGAGACUUCACACUGGAGAAAAACCCUACACGUGUAAAGAAUGUCACAAGGCCUUCAAUACUCGCUCAUCACUUUUUAUACACCAGAAAGAUCAUACUGAUGAAAAAACCUACAAGUGUGGAGACUGUGGCAGAUCAUUUUACUAUCUUUCAAUGCUGAAACAACAUAAAAUAAUUCAUGUUAAAGAGAGCCCAUACAAGUGCAAAGAAUGUGGCAGGUGUUUUUUCUCAUUUUUAUGCCUUAGACAACAUCAAGCAAGACAUACUGGAAAGAAAGCAUACAAGUGUGAAAAGUGUGGCAAAUGCUUUUCCUUCCCUUCAUCCUUUCGGCGACAUCAAGCAAUUCAUUCUGAAGACAGUCCCUAUAAAUGUGCAAGAAGUAGCAAAACUCUUUCCCAUUUUACAUUCCUUCAAGAACAUCAGACAAUUCAUUCUGGAAAGAAAUCAUACAAGUGUGAGAAGUGUGGCAAAUGUUUUUACUUCCCAUCAUCCCUUCGGCGACAUAAAGCAAUUCAUUCUGAAGAUAAUCCCUACAAGUGUGAAGAGUGUGGCAAAACUCUUUCCAGUUUUAAAUUCCUUCAAGAACAUCAGACAAUUCAUACUGGAAAGAAAUCAUACAAGUGUGAAGUGUGUGGCAAAUGUUUUUACUUCUCCUUAUCCCUUCGGCGACAUAAAGCAAUUCAUUCUGAAGACAGUCCCUUUAAGUGUGCAGAGUGUGGCAAAACAUUCUCCUAUUUAACAUACCUUCAAGAUCAUCAGACAAUUCAUACUGGAGAGAAAGCAUACAAGUGUGAAGAGUGUGGCAGAUGUUUCCACUUAUCUUCAUCCCUUCGGCGACAUCAAACAAUUCACCGUGAAGACAAUCCCUACAAUUGUGAGGACUGUGGUAGAAGGUUUAGCUCUUCUGUAUCCCUUAAACAACAUCAAACAAUCCAUUCAGCAAAGAGUCCUUAUACCAGUGUGCAUUGUGGCAAAUGGUCUUCCUAUUCUAGGGAUCUUCAGGGUCAUCAAACAGUUCACACUGGAGAGAAACCCUACAAGUGUGAAGAAUGUCACAAAGGCUUUCGUUGUCUCUCAUCCCUUAGUAGACACAAGAGAGUUCACACUGGAGAGAAACCCUACAAGUGUGAAGAGUGUCACAAACCUUUUCGUUGUCCUUCAUCCCUUAGGAGACACAAGAGAGUUCACACUGGAGAGAAACCGUACAAGUGUGAAGAAUGUCACAAAGCCUUUCGUUGUCACUCAUCCUUUAGUAGACACAUGAGAGUUCACACUGGAGAGAAACCCUACAAGUGUGAAGAGUGUCACAAAGCCUUUCAUUAUCACUCAUCCCUUAAGACACACAAGAGAGUUCAUACUGGAGAGAAACCCUUCAAUUGUGAAGUAUGUCACAAAGCUUUUAAUUGUUACUCAUCUUUUAGGACACACGAGAGAGUUCACACUGGAGAGAAACCCUACAAGUGUGAAGACUGUGGCAGGUGCUUUUCCUCAUCUUCAUCCUUUAGACGACAUAAAAAAGCAAAAAUUCAUUCUGAAAAGAAUUCCUAAAGUUGUGGGGAAUGUGGCAAAAACUUUAUGAAUCUUAAUAUACGUAUUCAACACAUGAUAUAGUUAAUGCAAGAGAGAAAUCCAACAAAUGUCUUUAAAAGUUUACUUCUUCAAACCUUCAAAUGAAUCAGAUGAUUCAUUCUCACUGCAAACAUCGUGAAUGAUGUAUGAUUCCCCUCUGUAUGCUGUGAAUAUGUUCAAUACCAUUGGUUAAUAAAGAAGCUGUGUCAACCAAUGGCUUAGCAGAGUAAAGCCAUGCUGGUAAAUCAAACAGAUAUAGAAAGAGAGUAGGAAGGUUCAGAGAGAUGUCAUGUAGCUGCCGAAGGAGACAGAUGCCAGAACCUGCUGUUAAGCCACAGCCUCAUGGCAAUCUACAGAUGAAUAGAAAUGGGUUAAUUUAAGAUGUAAGAGUUACUUAAUAAGAAACCUGAGCUAAUUAGCCAAACAGUGUUGUAAUUAAUGUAGUUUCUGUGUGAUUAUUCAGGUCUGAACAGCCAGGAAACAUAAGAACAGUCUCCAGUUACACAUGAGUGUGUGAAGCAUCACAAAAUCUUUGCCAAGAAAUCAGAUAUUAUUCACCUGAAAUAAAUACCUAAUGGAGAAUAGUAAUGUAGUUAUUUUGGAUGUCAAUAUCAACAUGUGAGUUACAACAGCACAAAUGCUAUUAAUGUCAUCAGAGAACAGUAGAGACUUCUCAUUGCUGUAACCCCCAACAGUUUGUUUAAUCAGUGUGUUUGAAACUUGUCUUUAUUAAUGAGUCUCUCUCUUCUGUAACUAUAAAAGAUUGGU